AUGCACAAUUGCAGGUUCUAUUGGACCGCCUGCGAUGCUGAGGAGCUGGAUUGCAACAUUGGACACAGAACGGUACAGUGCAAACGCUCAUCGGCCCCGCAGAUGGUAAAUUUUCGGAGUCAACCAAGUGAAAAACUGCUUAGUGACGCGUGUGAUUCUUUGUCACUUGGGCAAGCAGAUGGUGUUGAUUUUGUCGAUUCGGUGGAUCAUACUCUGCUGAAAGCCACCUCUGGGUUUUCCGCACAGGCGUCAGAUGAAGGCGAAGAUGACUUUUCAUUGCCUCCGUUACUCACUCUUCAAACAAGUGAUUCACUGCAUUGUGGCCAGUCGACAUUCCCUCCACCAACAACGAAUGAUCCACCUCAGUUAGGUGUUCAGGAGUUAGAUGUAAGCCUCGCUCAUUCUCCUUGUAGGCAAACGACAAGCAACACCUCGCCAAAACCCUCGCUGGAAUUAGCAUGGCCCAAAAUUGCUCCGAAGUCGUCCACGUCACCCGCCGCGUCGCUCAAAAUCAAUACUUCCCCAUUAUAUGCACCGGUAAACCUGAACACUGUGGUCCAAGCCAGUGCCAACCACAAUGAUCGAACCUACUGUAUUUCUAAUCCCAAACCACAUAGACGUCCGGGUCAGUUUCCGCUCCGGUCUGGUGCUGCCAUUUUACGUCCAAGGCAGUCGGUUACAGGGCUACAGGUUAACAAUUUAAGCACGUUGCCAACCACACGCAGGAAACCUAUCAUCACACUUCAAGGAAACAUGGUCAGUUCUGCCAAUCGUUCUGCCGGAAUCACCCCCGCCUGGCUGCCACAUCUGACUCUAGUCCACUCAAAUGCGUCGUUGGCCUUGGGUAAACCGACAACCAUCCGUUAUGCGAAUUCCUACCCGGUGUUUAGUUCUUCACUUGCCGGUAAGCCAUACGCUUAG
This is a messenger RNA of Echinostoma caproni, 921 nucleotides long. The record is from the annotation of a GenBank genome assembly. Lineage: Eukaryota; Metazoa; Platyhelminthes; Trematoda; Plagiorchiida; Echinostomatidae.